Messenger RNA from Centropristis striata (black sea bass), 2442 nucleotides. It is a transcript of the gene dnajb12b, whose product is annotated as DnaJ heat shock protein family (Hsp40) member B12b. Gene Ontology annotation, biological process: cellular response to misfolded protein. The record is from RefSeq and is a predicted model, not a curated record. The transcript has 9 exons. Gene Ontology annotation, cellular component: endoplasmic reticulum membrane. Bases 50 to 1153 code for a protein of 367 amino acids. Lineage: Eukaryota; Metazoa; Chordata; Actinopteri; Perciformes; Serranidae. Gene Ontology annotation, molecular function: Hsp70 protein binding.
GUCAUCAGCAGGCGCCUGUAUUUACUUCUGGUCCAGUUAGCCCGCUGCAAUGGAAGUAAACAGGGACGAAGCGGAGCGCUGCAUUGACAUUGCGACUGCGGCGCUAAGCAACGAGCAGCCGGAGAAGGCGCAGAGGUUCCUGGAGAAGGCGCAGAGACUCUUCCCGACAGAGAAAGCGAAGGUACUGCUGGAGCUUAUUGCAAAGAAUGGAUUUACACCGAGACCAGGCGUUCACUCAGACUUCAGUGGGGUCUCGGGGCCCCGACAGCGGCAGACCAACGGUGAUACCAGACCUGAAGAGAAGCCAUCAGACACUUCAAAAUCCUACACAGCAGAUCAGCUAGAGGCUGUGAGGAGGAUAAAACAAUGUAAAGACUUCUAUGAAAUCCUUGGGGUCCAGGCAGAUGCCUCUGAGGAUGAACUCAAAAGAUCAUAUCGAAAACUUGCUUUGAAAUUCCAUCCAGACAAGAAUCACGCUCCAGGUGCUACAGAGGCGUUUAAAGCUAUCGGGAAUGCGUAUGCUGUCCUGAGUAAUUCUAACAAAAGAAGGCAGUACGACCAGUGUGGCGAAGAGAGGAGGCACCCCUCAGAACAUGGCCCAGACAAUGGAAACUUUGAGCCAGAUAUCUCCCCUGAAGACCUCUUUAACAUGUUCUUUGGAGGAGGUUAUCCGUCAAGUAAUGCUAAUGUGUACACGAAUGGGCGGAUGCGUUACCCAAGGCGAGAGAGAAGAGAGCGGCAGCGGGACGGAGGUCUGGCUCUCUUCGUGCAGGUCAUGCCUAUCCUCAUCCUGGUUAUUGUGUCAGCGCUCAGUCAGAUCAUGGUCAACAGCCCCCUCUACAGCCUCAGCUUCAGGCCGUCAGCAGGUUACACACAGAAGAGGCUGACUGAGAACCUGAAGGUGCCAUAUUACGUAGGGGAGCAUUUCUCCAGGGAGGUCACUGGACUGAAUUUGAAGAACGUGGAGCGAACGGUGGAGGAUGAUUACAUUUCCAGCCUGCGCAACAAUUGCUGGAAGGAGAAACAACAAAAGGAAGGCAUGCUUUACAGAGCUCGCUAUUUUGGAGACACUGAUCUGUACCAAAGAGCACAGAGGGCUCGAACACCAAGCUGCGCCAAGCUGUCCGAGAUCACAGCUUCAUUACAUGCUUGAUGCUGCUUUCGUUAUUAAAAAAUCCACACAAAAGAUUAUUGGCUGUAAAUAGAUAAGCUUUAACAAUCUGGAGACUAAAGAUGACUCAACAAGCAACACAAACAGCACCAAUCUGCAUCAAAUUGACCACACAAAGCAGUUGAAGCCAUUUCCAUGGAAUUCAAGUAUGUGAAAUUAAAAUAUAAGGUUAAUAUGUUUUGACAUGGAACAAAAAAAUACUUAAAAUAGCUUGUCCUACUGACAAGAUAUGGGUUUGGAAAACUUCCAAGCCCCAGUUUGGAAUGAAAGCCAUGAAGCCAGUGGGGGUCACUUCAUGGUUUUUGCAAGAAUGCAGUAUGAAACCAGAUCGUAGUGCAGUUAGAGAUAGUCGUACACAGUGUUGGGGAGGAACAAGUUACAUGUGACAGUGAAAAUUUAGAAAUUAAUUUAAAAAAUAAUUAUUAUCUGUCACAGUUACUGAAAAAAACAAACACAUUUACUAAUCCAAACGAUGGUGAUUACAAAGGUUUUAAAUCAGAAUAUCUUAUUUUUGGUAAGGAACUGUUGCUUUGCACCUUUCAUCCGUGCACGAAUGCCUUCUUUUGGCAUAUUUCCGGACAACGCAGGUCAGCAAAGCCAUCAUUUCCCAAUUUAAAACACUUGCUCGAAAAUAUAAUAUAAGAAGUUGCAUUACUGUGAUAAAGUGAUUCAAAUAAUUUUAUUUUUUAAUAAGGUAAGUAGUAAAUCUAUAGUAUAUUAAAAAAGUAACCUUCCCAACACUGGCUGUACAGAUGUUAUUUAUGUAGGAUUUUAUUAGAUACCACACUGAACGCUUCCUCUUUCAUUUUACACAAAUGCACAUUCUGAAACUAUGCAGGAAAUAAUGUGAAACCUCUGAUGAAUAUACACUCAUGUCUCGGGUUUGUCGGACACUUGAACACCUGUCUUCUUCUGCUGUGCGUGUGUGUGUGAGAUAACAAUUAGGAAAUGUCCCUUUACACUUUGCCUCUUUUAAUUGUAGUAAGGAUAGAAAUACAUGCUGUACUUUCACAAUAAAAGCCAAGAGAACGAGAGAUGUGCCUAACCACAAAGUGGAACGUUAACAGGUUGUAGUUUUUCAGCGCCAUGUCUCUGAUGAACAUCAGCUGUUGGAAAAAAGCAAUUUUCGUCACACCUUUUAUGUUUAUAGUAUGCUAUUUACGUUUUGUAUUAUUUAUUUGAAGAAUGGAUUAUCAGAGUAAGAAACUACAGAGAUAUUGCGCACCUUUUCCACCAUGUUUUUACUCCCAGAUGACAAUAAAUAUGAAUGC